UCCAGUUAUUACAUCUUUCUUAAAAUGUGCUAUCCAAAACUGGACGUGGGUGACACAUGGCAAUUGCCAAAUUAGGACAAAAAAUGUUUUGUGCUGUGCAGAUGUUUCUCCUGUUCAUGCAUCCUGUAGCUGCCUUGGCUCUCCUCUGCAGCACCAUUUUGCUGGUGACUUAAGUGAUGCACUCCAGCUGACACAACUUUUUCUAGUGCUGCCUCUUGACGUUUUUGUUGUUUUUUGCAUGUGAGCUUGAGGUUUUCGGGUAUACUGAGGUAAUUCUAAACGUUUAGUCUUUCCAAAGUGCUUGCAGUACAAUCCUUAUAAAUGCCCAAGGGAGGGAGGGAGGGAACAAAUAGGGUGGCAUUUUUUCUCUUGAGAGAAAGCACCAUCAGGCUAUUGAAUGUAACUACUAAUUGAAUUUUUUAUGUGAAAGAACUGGUUUGAAGGUGGGUUCUUUUUGCUUUCAGUAAAGGCAACGUUGCUUUUUGCAAUGUCUGUUUUCCUGUAAGGCAUUUAAAGAAACUACUUUAGGGUCUGAGAGGGAUGCCAUUCCUUGCCAUUUCAAUCCCAAGGACAUCUCUUACCCUCAUGGCAAACUUAGAGCAGCUGAACUUUCAAUAUUCAAGAGGCAGCAUGCUCUCUAACCAUUCCUCUUUCUUCCCCAGUGACCUUGAGCCAGAAUGGUUGGAUGGUGUGCAGAAAAAUGGGGAAUUAUUUUAUUUAGAAGUGAGUGAAAGUGAAGAAGAAACUUUGCUUCAGAACAGCUGCCCAGAAGUACCAGCAGUGAAUCAUGUCAGGUUUCAUGAAAAUGAAGCUGAAGUUAUUCAAGAGGGAUCACGAAAAGCAAGAAAGUAUGAACUGAAGAAACUGACCAAAAUAUUAAAAAAGAAGAAUCUUUUACCAAAGCAUUCUGGUAAGAAAGGCAGUGGAAGCUGUGGUCCUACUUCCAUAUUAAAACACCAAUCUGCUCAGAAAAUGGGUGUGACUGUGCAGCAGAAAUACAAAGAUGUGUAUGUUCAUGUAAAUCCCAGAAAAGUGUGCAGUGCUGGAGAGAAGCAGUACAGGCUGCUGGAGGCCUUAGUAGGGAUUGUCCAUCAGUCUUCAUGGAGCAGCAGGAGAGCUGAAAAACAAGGCAGAAAGGAUAAAGUCUCCAGAGGAGUCAGUGAAGAGAAGCUUGUAGUGCAUGGUUUGGUGCCAUGCAGUUCAGCAGUGAAAACAGGGCAAAUCUUGAUUGGAGAUGCUCUAGUUGCUGUAAAUGAUGUUGAUGUGAAUUCUGAAAACAUAGAGAGGGUUUUGUCUUGCAUUCCAGGUCCUAUGCAGGUUAAACUUACAUUUGAAACAUCAGUAAUUGAGCCUGAAGGAACUUCUCAGCAAAGAUGUAAACAGGCACAGUCAAGUAUGAACCAUCUAGUUCAGCUCUUGUGGGGAGAAGACAGUACAGACUUUCAGCAGGCUAUGCAAGAGGUGCCACAUGUGGUUAUGUUCCUCUCCAUGAAGCUGGACUCUGAAACAUCUAAGGAUGAGCAAGAAAUUCUUUAUCAGUACCCCAUAUCAGAAGCAUCCCAAAAACUGAGAAGUGUCAGAGGAAUAUUUCUCACACUAUCUGACAUACUGGAAAGUGUUACUGGUACCCAGAUUAUCAGUUCCUCCCUUUUCUUAUGUGAAAAACUGGUUCAAGUUGUUUACUGGAAAGAAAAUGACAAGUUGCUUGUAAUUGGCCUUCCUGAAGAAAAUGUGCCACUUUCUCAGCUGAAGAACAUGAUUGAAGAUGUUGUCAGGACCUUGACAUUUAUGUACAGCUCUUUGGAGAGUGCCUUUUGCCAGGUGGAAAAUGUUUCUCGCCUGGAUCACUUUUUCAACCUGUUCUUCCAGCGUGCCCUCCAGCCCUCCAGACUGAAGCCCAGCUCCAGCCCAGGUGUUCAGCACCAUCACACCUGCAGUGCAAUAUUUUUAGACAAUCUCCCAGGCUUGCGCUGGCUGACGCUGCCCCAGGAGAUCAAGAUGGAAAUAGACACAGCACUGAGUGAUCUGGAAGCAGCUGAUUUUGCAGAGCUGUCUGAAGAUUAUUAUGACAUGAGAAGAUUAUAUAUGAUUAUGGGCUCUUGUCUCUUCUACAAGGGCUACUUGAUUGGCAGCCACUUGGCAAAGGAGGAUCUGCUGGAUGUGGGUUUAUACUGCAGACACCACUGCCUCUUGCCUCUGGCAGCAGAGCAGAAGGUGGGGCAGCUGGUGAUCUGGCGUGAGGUGUUCCCACAGCAUCAUAUCCAGACAGGUCAAGGCUCAAGUUUCACAGGAUACAGGGAACCUGAAGCAAGAUACUUUUUACUCAUAGUUGGCUUGAAACACUUCAUGCUGUGUGUCCUGCUGGAGGCAGGAGGCUGUGCAUCAAAAGCUGUUGGGAAUCCAGGACCAGACUGUAUCUAUGUAGAUCAGGUCAAAGCUACCAUCCUACAACUGGAAGGAAUAGAUGCCAGCAUAGAGGAAAGGCUGGAUUCUCCUUCCAUUCCACCUCUCUCUUGUGCUGACUGGUUCCUUCCUGCAACACGUGACAAACUGGAGGGCUUGACCACCUCACCCACCCCAAAUAAGCUACAAAAUGCUUCCAAACCAGUAACCACCCCAGCAAGCAGAAGGACCCUGUUUGGUGACUCCUUACUGACACGGAAGCCAAGCCCCACGAGAAGCAGUGGAGGAGCUGAGCAGGGGAAUGAAGGUCCUGCAGAAGAGGAAAGCAGUAAUCCACAGGCUGUAGCGGAUCAGGCCACUAAAAAAAAACAUACCCUACCAAAUCCAUUUCAUUUAGGAAACCUCAAAAAGAACCUUUCAGAGAAAGAUACAGAACUGCUGAAUGCUCUCAAGUUGACAUCUGGUCCUGAGAACACCCUCUUCCACUACCUAUCUUUGGAAACAAUGCAAGGAAUUUUUAUUACUCCAACUCACAAAGAAGUAGCACGGCUCGGUGGCUCCAUCCACCCUCAGUUAAUUGAGAAUUUCUAUCGUUGCUGUCUUUCAAUUCGUUCAGUUUUUCAGCAGUCCAUGAGGAAACAAGAAAAGAAAAAAGCAGGCAGUGGGAUUUCAGAAUUCAGUGAUGCAGCUGAAGACUUAGAUCUGGUAACAGAACAUGGAGUUUUAUUUGAGUACUCUCCUGAUCACUGGACUGAUCAGAAGAAAUCUCCACCAACAAUGAGUUACUGGGUUGUGGGGAGACUCAUUCUACAUCCAAAACCUCAGGAGUGUUAUGUGUGUUUUCAUGACUCAGUCACAGAAGCUGCUGUUGAACUGGCCUUUAAACUCUCCUUCGGCUUAGUGACAUAGAUGAUUUUCCUGAGCACUCAGCAAUCCUGCCUGGUGUUCUCAUCUCUUCCGAGUACUUCAGUAUAAACAGAAAUUAACUCAGCUGUGGUGCCCUCCCAUGGCCUAUCUUUGAAAUGCGUUAAAAAAAAAAAUCUACCGUGCUAUGACACAGGUAAAACUUCAGUGAUUAUUUUAAUGUUCUCAUCAAUUGAAUACUUAAAUCCAGAGAACCCAAGGCCUUACUUUCAUAUACUGUCAGGUUAUUUAUGCUGUCCCUAGCUUUAUUAGAAGAAAACAUCACAUAAUUUCUACCUUCACUCUAUGCAGUGCCUAACAUGUAAUAUAAAACUCUAGGCUGAUAUCCUUGAGGUGCUCUCUGAGUAUCUGGCAAUUGGUAACAGAGGGUAAAAACAUUUUUUCCAAUUAUUUCAAAUUUUGCAUCCCUAAGGGCAGGAAAAAUGCUAAGUGUGAAACAUUGUGUGAAUCAAAACAAGAAAUCCCAUAGCCACACACAACUAAGGGCUUAUCAUUUUUGCCAGUGUGGUCUCUGGCACACUCAAGGACUAUAGUGUGGUUGGUGUUUUAUUUGACUUCAUGAGUUUUAACUAUAAAUAAUACUUUUAUUUGUUUAAAAAACAAUU
This is a messenger RNA of Calypte anna (Anna's hummingbird), 3932 nucleotides long. RefSeq names its product inturned planar cell polarity protein (gene INTU). The transcript has 16 exons. The record is from RefSeq and is a predicted model, not a curated record. Gene Ontology annotation, molecular function: protein binding. Bases 541 to 3312 code for a protein of 923 amino acids. Gene Ontology annotation, cellular component: cytoplasm; cilium. Gene Ontology annotation, biological process: vesicle-mediated transport; nervous system development; cilium assembly. NCBI's taxonomy places the organism in Eukaryota, Metazoa, Chordata, Aves, Apodiformes, Trochilidae.